CCUCACAUUUGUAUUUCCGUAGUCAAACCAGCCUCCCCUAAAUUACCUGAUUUGUUCUGUCACAUACUGUAUCUGUCCACUCAGGACUCGUGUUGCAUAACAAGUACAUUGAACAAUUGACAUCAUACUGGAAGUUGAUUAGAAUAAAAAGGAACAACACGUGUUUCGAUGUCCCUAGGAACGGACACGAACGGCUCUCCAGGUUGCUAAACUCUUGUUUACGGUAAAUCGGAAAUGACAUCAACCUGUCUAUGUAGGGGUUUUCCGCAUUUCAGAGUCGAAGUGAGUUCCUCCAACAGCCUACACACCUAGGGACAUAUUUGCGAAAAGCAGAAUGGGGACACGUCCUUUGGAAAAACGGGGAUCUAUGUGGACAUCUGUCAGUCACGGAGCAACAAGUCCGGAGUUCUGAGGAUCAUAAACAACUUAAUGUUAGUUAGUCAGGAGUGAACUACCAAAGGACCAAGGGGAUCAAAUCCAGUCAACAUGGCAGUCUUCAAGUCUGAAAAUGUGGAAGACUUCUAUGAGAUUGGGGAUGUUCUGGGAAGUGGGCACUUUGGUCAGGUUCGACAAGUUCUUGAGCAGGCCACUGGAACUUUUUGGGCAGGCAAGUUCCUGAGGAUAAGAAAGAUGGCCUGCAGCCGUCUGGGCAUGGACAGAAGCAGUGUGGAGCAUGAGGUGGAGAUCCUCCAGGCUCUUCACCAUCCAAACAUUGUGAUCCUCAAAGAUGUUUUUGAGAGCCGGGCAGAAGUGGUGCUCAUUCUGGAGCUUGUAAGUGGAGGAGAGUUGUUUGACUUCAUUGCUGAGAAGGAGAACCUGUUGGAGAGUGAGGCAAUUGACUUCAUGAAGCAGAUCCUGGAGGGAUUGGGAUUCAUGCACAGCAAGAAAAUUGCCCACUUUGACCUCAAGCCAGAAAACAUCAUGCUGUCAGACAAAGUAUCACCAAACCCUAAGAUCAAACUAAUCGACUUUGGCCUGGCCCACCAUUUUCAACAAGGCAAGGAGUACAGGAGCACAAGUGGCACCCCGCAGUACAUUGCCCCUGAGGUGAUAAAUAAAGAAGCUCUCAGCAUAGCAGCAGAUAUGUGGAGCAUUGGAGUUAUUACCUACAUACUAUUAAGCGGUUUGUCACCAUUCCAAAGUGAGACUGAUGAAGACACUCUGAAAAAUAUCAUUGCCAUGAAGUAUGAGUUCUUUUCACAAUAUUUCAGCACUACCAGCUCCAUGGCCAAAGACUUUAUCCAGAAACUCCUGAUGAAAAAUCCAAAGUAGGUAGUAUUGUACAGUGUCCAUGGUUAUUUAACAGAAGAUGUAUUGACUAAUUUUAAUCAAGACCUUGUUUGAAUAACCCCUGGUGCAUCUGGGGCUGUUACAUGCCACUGACAAUGAC
This is a messenger RNA of Paralichthys olivaceus (Japanese flounder), 1390 nucleotides long. Lineage: Eukaryota; Metazoa; Chordata; Actinopteri; Pleuronectiformes; Paralichthyidae. The record is from RefSeq and is a predicted model, not a curated record.